AUGGUGCCCCGAUGCGUCCCAUGCGGCCCGCGCUCGCUGGCCGCUGGGCUGCUGCUGCUGGGCGGCGCCCGGGCCAGGUGCUCGCUCUCCGGGGAGGACUGUCGCGGCAGCCGCUGCUGCGCCAGGCCCAACGAGCGCUGCUACGAGAAGGACCUCUGGGGAGGAAGGGGGGGCAGGCAGAGCUGCGACAAGGGCACGGUGGGCCACUGGGACGAUCCCCCGCAGUUCCGCACGAACUGGAGUUGCAACGAGGUGAAGCCGCUUCGGGAGUUGACGCAGUGCGCCGGGCAUUUCGACGACUGUCGUACGUCCAGGUGCUGCCAGGAGCCCGGCGCCCAGUGCUUCGAGAAGAACGCGAGGUGGGCGCAGUGCAAGCAGAGCGCCGACUGA
Messenger RNA from Prorocentrum cordatum, 390 nucleotides. NCBI's taxonomy places the organism in Eukaryota, Dinophyceae, Prorocentrales, Prorocentraceae. The record is from the annotation of a GenBank genome assembly.